Messenger RNA from Syzygium oleosum, 761 nucleotides. RefSeq lists its product as uncharacterized. Bases 213 to 425 code for a protein of 70 amino acids. Lineage: Eukaryota; Viridiplantae; Streptophyta; Magnoliopsida; Myrtales; Myrtaceae. The record is from RefSeq and is a predicted model, not a curated record. The transcript has a single exon.
ACAUACUUUGCUUCGCUAUUAAACCGUUAGUGUCGUCUGACACCAAGUUUGGCAUCCUCCAUCUGCUUCUCUGCUAAGAAAUUUCAUUCCUUUCUACUUAAUAGGAAGCUGCAUCACCAAUCUUUUAUAAUCUCAAAUUGAAGAGCAACCAAUUGAUUUACACAGUUGCUGAUUUUGUGGGGAGAGGGAGAGAGAGAGCAAGGGAGAGAGAGAUGUCUGCUGAUUGGGGACCGGUUGUUGUAGCGGUGAUUUUGUUUAUACUAUUGUCACCGGGAUUGCUGUUCCAAAUACCGGGGAGAGCAAGGGUGGUGGAGUUCGGGAACAUGGCGACAAGCGGUAUCGCCAUUCUAAUUCACGCUGUCUUGUACUUUUGCAUACUCACCAUCCUGAUCGUAGCAAUCGGCAUUCACAUCCACGUUAAUUGAUCCUCGCUGGGCGGUGGUGGUGCAACACCGAAAGCUGGUUUCUCCGUAGAUCAGCCCUCAAACAUGGAUAUCUUUUAGUGUUGUUCACUGUCUCUACUUAUUUCUUCAUAUGAGUUUCCCUUUGCUGUUUUUUUCUAGGCAAUAUUCAGCCACGUCAUACGUGGAAGCUCUAAAACAGAAAUAGAGUUUCCCCUACCUAGGUCACACUUAUAAUCCAUUGGAUGAGGAUGUCUUUUUCUGCUCUCAAUUGUCAUGAAACCUUUGAUUUCAUAAAGGUUCGUGCAAGAUGAGCUUUAUAUUGCUAAUCAAUUUGACAUGCUUCGUGCAUUUCCCUUC